Molecule: messenger RNA, 1047 nt
Organism: Parastagonospora nodorum SN15
Lineage: Eukaryota; Fungi; Ascomycota; Dothideomycetes; Pleosporales; Phaeosphaeriaceae
Exons: 3
Coding region: 1-1047 (348 amino acids)
Biological process (GO): RNA export from nucleus; transcription-dependent tethering of RNA polymerase II gene DNA at nuclear periphery
Cellular component (GO): nuclear pore
Molecular function (GO): RNA binding; ubiquitin binding
Source: RefSeq, a predicted model, not a curated record
AUGGCCUUGUUCGGUGCCCAACCCGCUGCGUCUGCAAGCUCUACCACCGGCGACACUAGCAAGGACGUCGAGAUUCCCGCAGGCCAGCUCCCGUCUGACAGCAUAUCCGACCUCCAGUUCUCGCCUACACACGACCUGCUCGCCGUCGCAAGCUGGGACAAGAAGGUCUACAUCUACGAAGUCAACGGCAAUGGCGCACAGGGAAAGUACCUGUUCGAGUGCCAAGGACAUGUUCUGGGUCUUGGAUGGUCAAAGGACGGCACGCGCAUAGCGGCUGGCGACUCCACCGGCCACCUCAACAUCGUCGACUUCCGCAGCAACCCCGCCAGCGGCACCAUCCCCGCGCAACAAGCAAAGGCCCACGCCGAAGCCAUCAAGUGCGUGCGCUGGUUCCAAACCGGCGGCCAAGACUACGUCGCGACCGGCUCAUGGGACAAGACGGUCAAGUUCUGGGACCUGAAGGGCGCCGAGCCUGUGGGCACGCUCGAUGCGCAAGAGCGCGUCUACAGCAUGGAUGUCAAGGACCAGCUCCUCGUCGUCGCGACCGCUGAGCGUCACAUUCACACCAUCAACCUUCAAGACCCCACCAAGAUCUACAAGUCCAUCACUAGCCCGCUGAAAUGGCAGACGCGCGUUGUGUCCUGCUUCAGCGACGCGACCGGCUUCGCAGUCGGCAGUAUCGAAGGCCGUUGCGCGAUUCAAUAUGUUGAAGACAAAGACACCAGGUACCGCGACGUCGCCAAAGUCUACUCCGUCAACGCCAUCUCCUUCCACCCGGUACACGGCACCUUCAGCACCGCCGGCAGCGACGGCACAUUCCACUUCUGGGACAAGGACGCCAAGCACCGUCUCAAAGGCUACCCAGAGGUUGGCGGCAGCAUCACAGCGACGGCCUUCUCGCGCACAGGUGAUAUCUUUGCGUACGCGGUGAGCUACGACUGGAGCAAAGGCUAUGGCGGGAACAACGCGCAGUAUCCGAUUAAGAUCAAACUGCACCCCGUUGUGGGAGAUGAGUGCAAGCCCAGGCCAGGGAACAAGAAGAGGUAG